AUGUCUGCAUCAGCACUCAAGUCGUCAGAAGGAACGCUACCAUUCAUAGUGGAUGGCGAGACUCACCAGACGUGGUACAAGGUGGUCGGCGACCUCCAGAAUCGCACCCGUCCUCCGCUCGUCGUCCUGCACGGGGGCCCAGGCCUCAGCCACGAUUACCUCGCGCCCAUUGGAGACCUCGCCACAACUGCAUCUACCCCCGUCAUCUUCUACGACCAGAUCGGUAUCGGGCGGUCCUCACACCUCCCGGAGAAGCCAAAUUCAUUCUGGACAAUUGACCUUUUCCUCGACGAGCUUACCAGUCUCGUUGAGGCACUGGGCAUCCAGGAUGCUUUCGAGCUGCUCGGGCACUCGUGGGGCGGGCAUCUCGCCGUCGAGUUUGCCAUCAGGAGGCAGCAUCCAGGCCUUCGUCACUUAAUUCUGAGUAAUACACAUGCGUCACAGGCUCUGCAUGGAGAGAACAUGCAGCGGUUAUUGGAGCCGUUUUCUCUGGAAGACAAGCAGGCUCUUCAGGUGGGCCCCGACGACCCGCACUUCAUAGUUGCUAUGAAACACAUACUGGAGCGUCACGGGUGCUUGGUGCAGCCCAUUCCCAAGGAGGUUGAGUACUCGAUGGAGCUGGGCAUCCCGGGAAAGGGUGACACUACUGUCUACAACGCAAUGUAUACAGGCGAGUACAAGACCUGGGACGUCAGAGACAAAUUGCACCAAGUACUCGUUCCGACAUUGGUCAUUAAUGGACGCGCAGACUACAUGCAAGACAUAGUCUGCGCGCCGUUCUUCGAGCGAAUUCCUAAAGUGAAAUGGAUUACGCUUGAGAAAUCGAGUCACAUGCCUUUCUGGGAGGAGAGGGAGAGAUAUAUGGAGAUCGUUGAUCAUUUCUUGCGCCUUUAA
Postia placenta MAD-698-R-SB12 is the source of this 894-nucleotide messenger RNA. RefSeq lists its product as hypothetical. NCBI's taxonomy places the organism in Eukaryota, Fungi, Basidiomycota, Agaricomycetes, Polyporales, Adustoporiaceae. The record is from RefSeq and is a predicted model, not a curated record. Gene Ontology annotation, biological process: proteolysis. The transcript is spliced from 2 exons. The coding region runs from base 1 to 894 and encodes 297 amino acids. Gene Ontology annotation, molecular function: peptidase activity.